This is a messenger RNA of Peromyscus maniculatus bairdii (prairie deer mouse), 3225 nucleotides long. The record is from RefSeq and is a predicted model, not a curated record. NCBI's taxonomy places the organism in Eukaryota, Metazoa, Chordata, Mammalia, Rodentia, Cricetidae.
GGGGGGAGGGCAGAGGAACAACAACAACAAAUCCGGUAGUCUUGGUUCAGGCGCUUGUCCGCGCGUGCGCGCGCGCCCCCUGCUGAUCGCACCCUACGGCGUCAGUGUCUGGUCCAAACUGAAAGGGUGUCAAGCAUCUGUCUUGACUCUAGGUCCCAUGUACAUCUUUGCUGGGGCCCACUCAUUUCAUCGCUGGAUUUGAAAAGCCUCCUUACCCCGGAAGCCAGAAAGAAAACCCUUAACAUCUGGAAACCCUAUCGUGGCCUAGGGCCAUGUGCCCAAACUUGGGUGACCCAGGCUUAUGUGGGGCACUGGGAAGGAAAAGGGCCUCUGCAUUUAAAGUGGGCGAGCAUCGAUGGCACCACGCUGCUACUGUGUCCUGCCAGCUUUCCCCUCUUCCUCCUCUUCCAGCAGUGCCCAGUUGGGUAGAGGCCUGUACCCACAGCCCCCAUGCCCUAGCUAGGGCACCACUGCCAGGAAGCUGCCAGACUCCAGGUAACACAGUGACUUCUGCCCAGCCCUCCGUCACCUGGGCACCUUUCAACAAAUAGUGGAGUGGGUGCAGUACCACCCUCAGGUGCCACAGCCCAGUGAUGCAGGACAACACUCUGGUAGGUGGAGUAUUCACAAGACACCCUGAAACCUUGAAUAUGGGCCUUUGCUGUCCAGUGUUUUUAAUCGCCCUCACCAAACCAACACUGUGGCGAUGAGGACUGGGGGCAGGAGAGAUGAAACAGUACUAGAAGAUAGGGGUUAAGCCAGCUUCCGUUCACCUUUUCUCCAGGCCUGGGCCGCUAACCCAGUCUCUUACUGGGGGCCCAGUCAGCACACUGGAGGGUCCACAGUGUGCUGGUCACUGACCUUACACCCUUCAAAUCUCUCCGAAGGUCCUGUUUCAGUCAGUGUUCUAUUGCUAGGAAGAGACGCCGUGGCCAAGGCAGCUCUCAGAAGAGAAAGCAUUUAACUGGGGCUGGCUUACAGCCUCAGAGGUUUAAGUCCUGAGCCUCCAGUGCAAAGAGUAAGGCCCUGGCUCUGGCUCCACCCCUCACCCCAGAAUCAGUAACUUUUAGUCCAAGGCUUUGCCUCUCUACCAAGGUGGCCUGAGCUCAUGAGCUCACAGUCAGCAGUGCCCCUGCUCUCCUCGCCCGCCAUCCUGCAGCCCUGGCUGGGCCAACCAAUGUUGUUCUGGUGCCUGGGCAGAGCGAGGAUGAGGAGAGGAGCAAGACUGUGCCUCCUACAUCUUUCUAGGGACACCUUUCUCCAGCUGACCCCCAUCCCCUUCCCCCAUGGCUCCACCCAGGACCCCAGCUGGAAGCAGAGGCAAGAGGUCCCACUGUGUGGCGACGUCCUUUCCUCCGUGGUUCUGUCUAUUCUUUGCAGGUCCCUAGGAGAGGUGCAGUGAUCUGCAACAACCAUCCCCAGGAGAAGUCGCGCUGGGAUGCCCGCAUCCCCAGCACCCACCUCUUACCACUACCCAUCCCUUCAGGCUUUCCCAUCCCUCCCUUCCGUCCUCCAGCCACCCAAGGAGUAUUUGUCGAGGGACUCUCGCAGGCUACGAUGGAGCUUUUGACGACCAGUGCCAGAUGGGGGUCUCCAAACCUUGGUACUGGCCCAGACCAAGAACGCAGGUGGCUGGCACAUCUGGCUGCCGAGACAGGACCUGGGGUUCAUGUAGCCUAAAUGAUGGCAGCUCUGGUUGUGAGCUUCCCGAAGGCGGGGCUGGCCUCCAAAUAGGCCUGGAGGCCACGCCCAAGAGCUGUGGGCACAGACUUACCUCGAGUGGGAAGGAGCCCACGACGCUCGGCAAAAAGCGCAAGAGGAGCCCUGCGCGCCUGGCAGGCCACGCCCCUAGGAAUCCACUAGCGCCCUGAGGGUGGAACCAUUUUGCUACUUUCUGGCCAAGGGGCCCCGAGCCCGGGCUGCCACCCAUCACGUGGCCCGCAGUCAGGUCAUGUGGGCUGAAGGCCAGCACGGGAAGCAGAGAGUCCAGCACGAGGAGGGGCGGGGCGAGGCCGGCACGAGCAAGACUCCUCAGCCUGAGACCCGGGACAGCUUACCGACGCCCUCACAGGGCUCAGGCCCCCGCCCAGGUCCUGUGGCUGCGGCAAAUUGUGGCUCCUGCCUUCGGAGGAAUGUGAUCAGCGAGAGAGAACGCAGGCUAGACCUUUUCUGCUUGUCUGGAAGCAGGAGGCGGAUCUCCUUGAGCUGUGAGCGCCUGCGGGCUCUGCUGCCUCAGUUUGAUGGCCGGCGGGAGGACAUGGCGUCUGUCCUGGAGAUGACUGUGUACUUCCUCCAGCUUGCCCACAGUAUGGCUCCUGGCUGGGAGCAGCUCUCCGUGAGUUGUAAGCAGGUUCCUCAGCCUUCCCAGGAGAUGUGGCACCUGUGGCAGGGGGAUGUCGUGCAGGUGACCCUGGCGGAUCAGAGUGCAGACAGCAAGCCGCCGGACUCCGGGAUAGCAAAAGCAUCCGGUGCGGCUCGAGUGCAGGACCCCCCACGCUGUGAGAUGCUGGGUAUGGACCAGAGCCAAGCCCUGGGGAGAGUGUCAGAACUGCUGGAGAGACCCUCCUCCCCGCUUGAGCCUUCCAGCUUGAGUCCCGGGCUCUCCCCCUGGCUUCCUCACUCAUGGCAGUUAGCCACCCCCCAGACGAGUGACAUCAUUUCUGGUGGGUUGCACCCCGUGGGAUCCCUGGCCAGGGACACUGAAUCUCCGGGCAUGCUGGCUGAGGAGGCCAACUUGGUCCUGACAUCUGUGCCUGAUGCCAGGUACACCGCAGGGCCAGGGUCCGACGUGGUGGAUGGAACAUCCUUUCUGCUGACCACCAAUCCUGACUGGUGGCUGGGGUCGGUGGAGGGCAGAGGAGGUCCAGCCCUGGCCACGAGCAGCCCUAUGGACAGGGCAGAGCCAAGCUUCAUGGGGGACCCUGAGCCCAUCUCCCCGGAGCUCCAGCCUGGCCCCCUAGAGCUGUGGGGCUUGGAUUUUGGCAGCCCUGGCCUGGCCGUGCAGGAUGAAGCAGACAGCCUCUUCCCUGACUUUUUCCCCUGAGAGUUUAGCUGUCAGCUUGGUGGGGGAACAGGGCAGCACAGGGGCAGGACUGUGCCCCUGUCCCUUGCCUGGGUGUUGUAUUUUGGGUUUCGUUUGCAGCUGCGGUCUAAUUUGAGGGAGGCUGGCAGGGAGGGCUGUGAGUUGUAUUAAAGAGGAAAGCGGUUUUCCUGGCAGAAGCAGAA